Molecule: messenger RNA, 7109 nt
Organism: Cylas formicarius (sweet potato weevil)
Lineage: Eukaryota; Metazoa; Arthropoda; Insecta; Coleoptera; Brentidae
Gene: gpp
Product: histone-lysine N-methyltransferase, H3 lysine-79 specific
Exons: 8
Coding region: 191-4666 (1491 amino acids)
Biological process (GO): regulation of transcription regulatory region DNA binding; DNA repair; DNA damage checkpoint signaling
Cellular component (GO): nucleus
Molecular function (GO): histone H3K79 methyltransferase activity
Source: RefSeq, a predicted model, not a curated record
ACUUUAUGGUGGCAGUUCUGUGGAGACCAUUGCGCGCGCAACGUGUACGCUCCAGUGAUGGCGUGUUUUGCUGCGUGAAAUCCCCAAUUGGGACAAAAUGUUCAUAUAAAAUUGUCGGAAUAAUAUUUCAAAUGGUGGAAGUUUAUAGUGACGAUUUGUGGUAUAGUUAACACAUCCUCGGUUCCUCAAAAUGGAGUUAAAACUACAUUCACCAGCGGGCGCUGAGCCUGUGUUAUAUACUUGGCCGUUAACCUCGGGUCGAGGAAAUGAUAAACAUGAUGGAGCCCUUGAAAUUGUAGAAACCAUUAGGUGGGUAUGCGAAGAUUUGCCUCAACUAAAACUGCCUUUGGAAAACAACAUUCUCUGUGAUUACGAUACAAGGAGCUACGAAAGUAUGAAAUCUCUGUGCGAUCGAUUUAACAGAGCCAUUGAUAGCGUCGUAGCCCUGGAAAAGGGAACGUCACUGCCAGCUCAAAGAUUAAGCAAGUAUCCAUCUAGAGGUCUACUUCGCCACAUACUUCAACAAACAUAUAACGCAGCUGUAACAGAUCCCGAGAAAUUAAAUCAGUAUGAGCCGUUUUCACCCGAAGUCUACGGAGAAACGUCUUACGAUUUGGUCUGCCAAAUGAUCGACCAAAUUGACAUCACAAAAGAAGAUGUGUUUAUUGAUUUGGGUUCCGGAGUGGGACAGGUCGUACUGCAAAUGGCUGCAGCUACGCCCUGCAAAAUUUGCCUUGGCAUAGAAAGAGCAGAGGUUCCAAGUCGCUAUGCUGAGGCGAUGAACAGACACUUUCGUACUUGGAUGCAAUGGUAUGGUAAAAAGUAUGGUGAUUACAAGCUCAUCAAGGGGGAUUUUCUGACUGAGGAACAUCGCGAGAAAAUUAACCAGGCAACUAUAGUAUUUGUGAACAACUUUGCGUUUGGGCCGUCUGUGGAUCAUCAGUUGAAAGAGCGAUUUGCGGAUUUGAAAGAUGGAGCAAGGAUAGUGUCUUCCAAAAGCUUUUGCCCAUUGAAUUUUAGAAUAACUGACAGGAACUUGAGCGAUAUUGGCACCAUCAUGCAUGUCUCAGAAAUGUCUCCCAUGAGAGGUUCCGUUUCCUGGACUGGCAAGCCUGUAUCUUAUUAUCUGCAUAUAAUAGAUCGUACAAAGCUAGAACGCUACUUCCAGAGGUUGAAAAAACCACAGCUUAAGAAUGGAGAAGAUGAGAACUCCAACUCUAAUAGCAACAAUGGCAGAGGUGCUCGGGAAAAAGCAAAACGGGAUUUAUCAAAACAGCUGGUGGCAGAUUCAACAUCUGAUUCGGAUUUUGAUGAUCAGGAUAGCAACUAUGGUCCCACCACUAGGAAAGCUUGGUCCGAUUAUUGCUCCAAUAAAGGCAAAAGUAGUCAGUCUGAGGAAGAAAGUUCCAACUCCAAGUUCAAACGUCAACCGAAGAAAUUGCGUCGAAAGAUUAUUAGGGGCAAGCAAGGUCCAAACCAGCAAGAUAAACAGAAUCUGAAGGCAACCGCUAAACCCAGGCGUGGCAGAGUAAAGAAAGCCAAACCAAAGAAGGCAAUCAAGAUCAAUGGCUUGGAUCUUCUCCACAGUGAAACUCUAUUGAGCACUUCACCUCAAGCUAUAGGCAAGAAGCUGCCUCCAGCUCCAGGUUGUGUAGACCAGCAGUUAACAACAUUGAGCUCUGAUGUUAUUACACAUAAUGAGUUGGAUAUUCCUGCCGACCCAUCAGAGACACCAUAUGGGCUCCAAGUGCUUCUGGAUAUGUUCCGAGCUCAGUAUAUGCAAAUGUUAGGGCAAAUGAAAAAUUCAAAUUACAAGAAUACAGUAGAGGUUCAUAUCGAAGAAGAGAGAGAUAGGAACAAAAAACUUAGAAGCAGAGCUGCGCAGCUUGAAAAGCAAAUUAAAGUGCUCAUUGACGAUAGCGUUGCCCUCUUGAAGGCUCGUAUGAGUGAACUGGGAAUUAACGCAACUUCUCCGGUUGAUUUGCUUGCUAAAGCAAAGGAAAUUGUCUGUAGACACAAAGAACUGCAAGCAAAGGCGAGCAAGCUACAGGGGCAGGUUGCCAAAUUGGAAAAUGAAAAGGAUAAUCUUGCAAUGCAAAGAUCUUCGGAAAUUUAUGAAAAAUAUGUGGGCUUAGAUAGUUCAAAUGAGUUGUCACCUAGUCUGGCCCAGGAAUACAUUUUAAGGGAGAUUUCAUCAACUUUAUCUCAUAGGAAGAAGUUGCAAAGUGAAGUACAAAAAUUGGAGGCUGAUCUUGUAUCUCUGCAAAAGACCAGCGAGGAAAGAAAACAAUCCCAAGUGCUAAUGACCCCUAGGCAGCAACAAACGCCAGCUAAGGUUUCCCGAAAAUCUAGGGAAUACAGAGCACGCUCUCAAGAUUGGCCAGAUGUUCCAGACAUUGCAAAAAUUGAAGAGCAAAAUCCGGAGAUUUUGGCGCAAAAGAUACUUGAGACUGGUAGGAAAAUUGAAGCAAGCAAACUUUCAGGCGUUUCUAGUAAGAUUUCUUCCCUUCCUUCCAACAAAAAUGCCUCAACUGGUCAGAAACAAUUGGUUAGGAACAAUAUGCCAGCACCAUUGCCAGUCAAGAGGCAAAAGACGGGGCACAAUUAUUCACUACCUGUUGGUAACAGUAAUCCAGUUAACAACAUGUCUAAUGGUAGUGGCAAUCCUCAGAAACCCCAAGAAGCGCCUAGGAUUGCUAAUUUCGAAGAUCGUUUGAAGAGUAUAAUCACAUCUGUUCUUAAUGAAGACCAACAAAAUAGAACAAAACAAGGUCAAGCUCAGGUAAAUCAGAUGCAGUACAACAUGAACGUACACAUGACAAACACAUCGGCCCAACAAAUGCAGCCAACUGUUAAUUAUGGAUCUCAAUCCUCCUAUGUAUAUCCCAAUAAUUUUCCAACAAAGCAAGAAGAUAAGAGAAAGUAUCCAGCAAAAUAUGCAAGGAGUGAAACUGUGGUAAGACAACUGGAAGAGAGACAUUAUCCCCCUCCCCAUCAAGAAGGCUUAGCUGGUGUUAUGGAAUGUUAUCGCGAAGACUUAUCCGCAACUCCAAAAGUUUCUCCGCAUGUACCCCCCACUAAGCAGAUAGGUCCAGAUCAACCUGAUUACACCCAAGUCUCCCCUGCAAAAUUGGCUUUAAGGCGGCAUUUGUCUCAAGAAAAGUUGACAAAUCAGCAUUCAACUUUUAAUGCUCCAGAUGGAAUGGUGGCUACAAGAACCAUUGGUGACUUGGUUUCUGGAGAAAUAGAGAGAACGCUAGAAAUUUCAAAUCAGUCAAUUAUUAACGCUGCUGUAGAUAUGAGUGACAUUCAGAGUACAACUGUCACACCAAGGUCUGUUGUUAACAAUAAUAUUCCUCCCAGACCUGAGAGAGUAAACGUGAAAGUACCAAAUACUCCUGAGAUCAGUAAUCCACCUACUUCCAAGGAACCUAAUACUGAACCGCCUAGGCAAGUUUAUAGCCCCAUUUCAAGGCCUUCAUCGGCUGAAGGAGGUCUAGAAGGAUUGGCUUAUAUGCAUAAUCACAUCAAGCCAAGCUCGCAUCAAUACAUCCCCCCUCCCCAGCCGUCUCCAAGACAACAAUAUUCUCCAAGAACUACGGUACUAUUCGCUCCACAGCAGCGUUCUAUAAAUCCAGUAUAUCCAUCAAACGAGAUGUACACACCCUUGCCUAGGGCCGACAUAAAACCAUACCACGAGUCAUACUUUAGUGACAUCAAGCCGCCAAUUACAUCGUCUGUGAUCGAAACGGAGCACCGAACCGGUUUUGUUGCUGAAGGAUUAGCCGCAAGUUUGCAAGCGCGGGUAUUAGCUCCGCCCAUAAAAGAAGAAGUAGAUGCGUAUGACCGUAGGUCGACGCCUUAUGUUCCCGCCGGUACUCACCACGCGGAUCAAUCAGUUUCAAAUCGCACGGGGCCUAAUUCCGGAGAGAUCCAGGAAAGCAUUAAACUGCGAAAGUGCAACGAAGAUGAUGUAGAUGCGGUCGAAGAAGAAGGUGAAGAAGCAAAGUGGCAAGAUAAAAUUAGUUCAGGAUUUGAUCGUUUGGUCGCCUUUGCCUCCACGGAGUUAGAUAAAAGAAGAAGAUCAACCGAGGGUAGUGAUAGCUGUAACACUUCUCCAGAUUCCGGCAUUGGCCAUGGACAUAGUGAUAUACCACAUUCUGUAGUGGUGCCUCCUAAACAUGCUAUCAAGUUAAAUCCCAAUUCCAAACCUACACUGUUUAAAAUGCCCAUCAGCAAAACAUAUCUUGAUUCACCACCCAUUCUUGAUCAAACCGCCGACGAUUUGGGACCUCCUAGGACACCGUCACCCACUUCACCCAAUCCCUACAAUAUUCAUUUCAGUCCCGAGCCAAUUCCCGUAGAAAAAAGCCCUACCAGGCUAAACCCAGCGUUGCUAAAGUACCAAAGGUACCCAGAGGACAAGAAAAAACCUGACACCCAUUUUAAGAAAAAGUUUUAUUACCGGGAACAUUGGAGGGAUGACGAAUGGGCGAAGGUCGCCGAAGAAAGAACCGAACCUAUUAAAGACAGGUUUAGGCCUAAGGGUAAGGACUGGGAUUGGAACCGGGAUCACAUCAACCACAACAGUGACGUCCACAGCAACUCCCAAUUGUUAGGCAAUGAAUGGAGUAGGUCACAUGAUCCGUACAACUGGAAAAAUUGACCCUUUUUGAUGGAUUAUUAUUAUGGACAGUUGUGCGCCGAUUUCACACAGCAAAUGUCAGGAUGGUAUUAUCCAUACCCAUAUUACUUUUAGACUUGUAUAUUUAUCAAACGAACGAGUGGUGAUGUGUGUUGUUUUUAUUUGCUAGUUAUUUUGGCCCUAUUGCCACCAAAAAUUUUAUAACCUUGUCUUGUCUAAGAGUUGUAGCGAUAAGAUGUUUGGUAAAAACAGGUAGUUUUUCAUAUCCACCUGUAUGAGUAAAGAUUUUCUCGCAAUAUGUAUCAUAUAAUUAUAUACGUACAGAUUUUUAAAAGAUAUUUUGCAUCAUAUCUAACAAGUUGCGGCGGAAAAUUAACAAUUUUUUAUUUCUUGUUUUACAUUUUAAUGACUGUUAUUUAAUUGACUAUUAUUUAAUAUUAAGCGUAUUUUUUUAUAAUUGCAACACUUACUAAGGUUUUCUACCAUUUUUUCAAUCGUUUUUAUUUCUUGCUUAGAUAAAAAUCAUACGUAAUAUUUUUGUAUUUUCCUAUGCAAUUUCUCGAUAUAGUGCAAAAUAUAGAAACGACUGUUCAUAUUGAAUUUGCAAAAAUUCGCUAACUUUGCUAACAAUUUAGCAAGUGGUUUUAGGUAUUUGCGGUUGCAUUUGCAUCAGCUGCAAGUAUACCGAUCGACUGUAAGUUUUGUGUUCAAUAUAUUUAAUUGGCGUUUUAGGUUUUUUAUCACUCGUGUUGUAUAGGUAGGGAGGGAUGCUUAGACAAUUUUUUUUAUUGAUAUAAGUUUUUUUUUAUGAAAGCAAAAUAGUACAAAGUGUUUGUCUCUCUCUACCUGUAUAAAGUCAUUUUGGAGAUAAUAUUGUAAAACGGUAAAAUCUUUGUGGACGAUAAUAGUUCCUCUGCGGAUUUUAGAGUUUUUAUGAAAACUUAACCAAAUAGAAUUAUUUACCUGGUUUAGUUUACGAUGUGGUAUAAAUUUCAUUAAUUUUUUUUUGGGACUAGGGGAGGAGGUAUUUUUUUUCACAUUUUCGUAAAUUUAAAACCAGCUGGGACACCUUGUGCAUAACUUUUCAAUUAACGAUUUAUAUUUAUAUCACAUGCGCGUAAGUGUAAACAAAGUGGGAAUAAUAAUUUUAUUCGAAACGAACACUGCCUGAAAAUCAUCUCAUCACGCUUCUAAAUUAUUGGAAUAGCAUUUAAUUUAUUUAUUUUAUAAUUUAAAAUUGUUUCUUUAAAAAACAUUUGUAAAUACAUCUUCAAUUGAUUCGGAAUUAGUACAACUGUAUAUAGAGUAGCAAAUUAUGAAAAUUAGGUAAAUUAAUUAUACUAUUCCAGUUUUUGAUAUAAAAAGGCGCAAAUUAAUAAGUGAAGUUUUUCGAUAAGGGAACAAUUGGGUCCUUUAACUUAUUUUCUUCGUUAGUGAACAAAAUUGUCCAAUUAAUACCUUAUCUAACUUUAGUUAUACGGAAAUAUUAAAAAAACGAAUUUCUAAAUCUGCUAGAUUUUACUCUAUGCUUCUAACUUUAAGUUUCUAUGUUAUUUGAAGCACAAUUGGCAAUCUUUGAAAUUAGUUUCUUAAAAAAAAGUUAAGUGUCUUAUUACCGGAAAGGACAAUUUCAGAAUACCCAAAGUAAUUUGGAAAACACUUAAUUAAAUAUGCUAUGGUUUCGAAAUUAAGCGGAGCCUUCCCUGUAUAGUCGCAUGCACUGUUCUUGAACAUACAGUACGGUUUUUGAUGUUUUUAAUUGCAUUUUUUAAUUCUAGACUCGUGCUUUCGACUAUACAUUGAAAGUGGCAAAGUAUUUUUUUUCUUUUAUUGGUGAUACAUUCUCUUUACUUAUAUUGUUAUAGGUUUUAACUUAAUAAUUGCUAUUAAUUACGUUGUUAUCUUUUAUUAUAUUUAUGUUAUAGUCUAUUUUUUUAGCGCUAAUAUGUUACAAUUAUUUUUCCUGAGUUUUGUUUGUCAAAUUUUAUUUGACUUUUGCUUCACCCGUGAAAAAAAACUGGGCUAUUCUAUUAACGAUCGUCCUUAUUUUUUGCAAAACUGACUGCAUACACGCACCGAGAAAUUUUAAGAUUCAUGAAUGCUCCUGCACUUCGACACGGCAUUGGGAUUAGAUGGUUGAUUUGAUAUUUCAUCGAUCGAUGCGUCUAUUGCAUGAGAGUGUUCUCUCGCGACUGUUUCAUUAUUUCCCUAAACAGUAACACCAAAGCUUUUAUACGUGUUUACCCCCAAAUUAAAAUAAACUUCUACUUGACUGAUAAUGUAUAUUUCAAUGUUGUCAUUUUUUUUCGUCAAGUUUGAUACGGAAAACGUAGUAUUCUUGGAUUAUUAUUCCAGAGUACUUAAAUGUGAAUAAGACUAGGAAUAGAUUGUAUGUUUCUUUUAGUUAAGUCUGUAAAUAAUGGUAUCACUACUGCCAGUUAUUUAAUAAACACAUUGUACCAUU